Messenger RNA from Oryza brachyantha (malo sina), 1078 nucleotides. RefSeq names its product selT-like protein. Gene Ontology annotation, biological process: cell redox homeostasis. The record is from RefSeq and is a predicted model, not a curated record. Gene Ontology annotation, cellular component: endoplasmic reticulum membrane. The transcript has 4 exons. NCBI's taxonomy places the organism in Eukaryota, Viridiplantae, Streptophyta, Magnoliopsida, Poales, Poaceae. The coding region runs from base 90 to 839 and encodes 249 amino acids. Gene Ontology annotation, molecular function: thioredoxin-disulfide reductase (NADPH) activity.
CGUCGCCGGCCGCGGGUCGCCCUCCUUCCAUUCCGCGUCCUCUCGAAAAGGGAGCCGAGGAGGCGACGACGCGGAGUGCAGCAGUAGCCAUGGACCGCGUGCAGCUCCUCCUCGUCGGCCUCCCCGCCCUCCUCUUCCUCUCCGACCUCUCCCACAUCUUCGCGCCGCCGCCGCCGCAUCUCCGGCACCCUCACCACCACCACCCGCCGCACCAUCAUCCACCCCACCACCACCACCCGCAUCCGCCACAUCACCCGCACCCGCCCCACCACCACCCUCACCCUCCGCAUCACCACCCCCACCCCCACCCCGAUCCCGCCGCGGAGGCCAUACAGCGGCCGCAUGCGGAUGGAGCUGGAUACGGCACCACCGUCGAGCUGCAAUUCUGUGCCUCCUGCUCGUACAAGGGAACUGCUAUGACUAUGAAACGCAUGUUGGAAACAUCAUUUCCAGGCAUCCAUGUUGUCUUGCACAAUUACCCUCCACCCUUCCCUAAACGUGUGCUUGGCAAGGUUGUGCCGAUUCUUCAAGUUGGAGCCACUGCAACAAUAAUGGCUGGUGACCAGAUUUUCCCCAGACUUGGAAUGGUUCCACCUCCAUGGUUCUACUCACUGCGUGCCAAUAGAUUUGGAACCAUGGCAACAAUCUGGCUAUUUGGCAAUUUUGCACAGUCUUUUCUACAAAGUUCUGGUGCCUUUGAAGUCUAUUGCAAUGGAGAUCUGGUUUUCUCGAAAUUGGCUGAGCAGAGGUUUCCUAGUGAGUUUGAACUGCGGGAUCUCAUCAGCAGCAGAUUACCAGAUUCUCCGUUUGGGAAAAAUGUGGGAAAAGCCUUGACUUAGACGAUGGCGUCAGAAUAUCACACGCCAAGCCGACGUCUUGUUAUCAAGCUACUAUAUUGUUAGCUGUUUGACGUUGAGCCGUUUGGAAGCUUUGCAGCUUGUCUGUAAACAGUACUAUCCGAUUAUAUGGCUUGUAAAUUGUAAAGGGAUAACCUAGCGUGAUAUAGUGACUCCAAUAUAUGACCUUGUGGCACUAUAAAUUCGUCAUUUCCUGUUUAUUUUCUGGGAGAUUGAAAAAA